Trichobilharzia szidati is the source of this 2299-nucleotide messenger RNA. Lineage: Eukaryota; Metazoa; Platyhelminthes; Trematoda; Strigeidida; Schistosomatidae. The record is from the annotation of a GenBank genome assembly.
AUGCUUCUAAUGAGUGAGGAUAGUUUUAUUGAUGAUUCCGCGAACUCAUUAGAAUCUUCUUCUACUUCAAGUAAUUCAGCUCCUUCAGAUACUAGUGAAGACGACGACGACGAUGAUGAUGGUGUUGCUGAUGCUGACGACAUUGUUGGAAAGAAAAAGACUAAAAUCGAUGAAAAUGGUGAUGAUGAUGUUGACCAAAAGACCAAAGAGAACAACAACAACAGUACAGUUAAUAAAAAAUCACUUAGUCGACGUCGACGUCGUCUUCGUCGUCCUUUAACUCGUCAAGAAGCAAAAAAUCCAACAACAGUUAUCCUUGAUUCAGACAGUAACGAUGAUGAUGAUGAUGAUGAUGACGAUGAUGAUUCUGACAGUGUUACAGACAUUGAUGGAUCUCAAAAACCCUGGUGGUAUCAAUUUUAUAAAGAUGAAUAUGACUGGCAAAUUAAUGUAGGCGCUAAAAUGGAUGUUCUCUUCAAUAUAUUGAAACGUUGUUCAGAUAUCGGUGAUAAAGUGAUCCUGUUUUCGCAUAGUUUAAUAUCAUUAGAUUUAAUUGAAAAGUUUCUAGCUGAAAUUAGUCGUCAAUGGUCAGUUCUUCAGAACCAGUCUUCAGACCAGAAAACGGAAGAGAAUGUAGAAAAUGCAGAAAAUGCUGAUACAUUAAAUCGUCCAGAUUUAUCAUCAUAUUUCUCUGAUAUCGGACAUAAUACAUGGAUACGUGGUUUAGAUUAUGAACGUAUGGAUGGUAGUAUGAAUGUGAAUGUACGCAAAGAUUUACAGGCACGUUUCAAUUCAACAAGUAAUACACGUCUACGAUUGUUUAUUAUAUCAACUAAAGCUGGUGGUUUGGGUAUUAAUUUAAUCGCUGCAAAUCGUCUUGUCCUACUCGAUGCAUCAUGGAAUCCAAGUCAUGAUAUACAAUCGAUAUUUAGAAGUUAUCGUUUUGGUCAGCAUAAACCAGUGUAUAUUUAUCGUCUGAUUGCCCAAGGAACAAUUGAAGAAAAAAUCUAUGAUCGACAGGUAACGAAACAGUCUUUAUCACUACGAGUAGUUGAUGAGCUACAAAUUGAUCGACACUUUUCAGAUGAUGACUUACAAAAAUUGUUCACUUUUGAACCAGAUAUCUGGAAUCCUGAAGAUGAUAAUGAUAGCGAUAAACGUCCUACACCGAUAUUGCCUAAAGAUCGUCUGCUCGCUGAUAUGCUUACAGAAUAUCGACAUUUAAUAGCCACCUACCAUAAUCAUGAUUCAUUAUUACAGCACAGGGAAGAUGAAGGCUUAACAGAAGUGGAACGUCAAGAAGCAUGGAGAGAAUAUGAAGAAGAAAAACAAUACGGUAUGUCAUUAGCUGAACACCAGCGUCUGGUAAUGCUGCAACAACAAUGGAUAGCUCAACAACAACAACAAAUUCAACAACAGCAACAACUAUUUCAUCUACAGUAUCUUCAACAACAACAACAACAACAAUACCACCACCAACAACAACAGCAACAUCAACUCCAGCAUUUUAUAUUGCCGAAUUUUCAAUUCCCUACAGUCUCAUCACCAAAUACUAGUGGACAGACAAUUGUGAUUAGUGAUGAUAAUAGUAAUCAUAGUAAUAACGAUAGUCAAGUGAUGACGUCACCACCAGUUGUGCAUAGCGGUAAUGUUGUUGUACCUAAUAAAAAUACUAAGAAGAAUAAUACUAAGAAUACUAAUACUGCUGUGACAAAUCCAGGUUCUCCUACGAUGGCUAUGGCGAUGGCGACGACGGCAGCAUCUGCUAACAACUCCACUAGAAAUACUACUGAUCUUCAUCAUUCAGCUGGUUCACAAUUGAUUACCGAUAUUAGUACCACUACUAAACAACAACAACACUGGGAGCAAAUUCAACAAGCACGUUAUAUAACACCGGCGAUUAAUAAUUUGCCAAGUAAUGCUUAUGGUCGAAUGUAUUCACAAGUUCGUCGUGGUGCUAUCCUUAAAGAUCCCAGUUUAAUAUCAGAUCCAGAGAAAUUGGAUAAAUUAACAAUGAAUAAAUUAGUGAGUGUAUUAACCACUCCAGUGCUAGUCAAUACCGAUGAUGUACAUGAUCCAAGUUCUUUUACAAUGAUGAGAAGUAGUAGUAAAGCAUCCCACAAUCCACAAUCGAAAAAUUAAUUCACACUAUCCAUUCACUAUCAUCCAGCUUUUAAAUCUUCAUCACACAAUUGAAUUAACACAGAUAUAAUAUACAAAAUUGUACAUAUCUAUAAUCAUAAUGAAUGAAGUAUAAAUUUAUAUAGGAGAUAUUUAGCAAUGCUUUCACCGUUGUUGU